ACUUCAGGCGUUUAUUCCGUGUUAGCAAUAACCGCUGCUUUGAAUAUCUUCACUUGUCCUCUCGCAGUUUUACUGAAUAGUCUGGUAAUAGGUGCCGUGAAAACAAAGCGACGUCUACGUAUAAAAUCCAACACCUCGCUGGCUUGCUUGGCCACGACAGAUUUUAUUGUAGGACUGCUUGUUCAACCGUUGGCCACAACCAAUUUCAGCUUGUUUUUCACAGGUAGCAGCCUUCAAACCGUGACCCGCACUGUUGUUUACGUAUCCAGUGCUGUUGGCGAAACAUGCGUUGCAUCUUCGCUUCUCCACUUGUUGUUAAUGAGCGGAGAACGUUAUCUAGCUAUCAAACAUCCCUUCGCGUACGAAAAUGGCCUUGUUACUGAAGCUCGUAUUAUCAUGGCAUCUGGUUUGGCGUGGAUGUGUGCGGUGAUUAUCUUUGGCAUCAAAACCAGCUUCCUUCGAGAAAUAGGUGUUGUUUUUAUCUCAGCCGCUAUCUCCACUGUAGUUUAUUGUCAUGUUGUCAUAUACAAAGAAGUUAGUCGCAACACACAGCAAAUCAUUGCUAACCAAGUUUCUUUAGCCGUGAAGGAAAAGUUACUCAAGAAUAAGAGAGCCUUUAACACAACUGUCGUGAUAGUUUUGACACUUUUCCUUUGUUACAUUCCUACUUGCGUUUUGCUGAUUGUUUUCAUUUCCUUAGAUGGAGAAAACCUCUCUGACGUAGGACAAAUCGCUUACUUCCCUAUUACAUUUCUGGCAGUGCUUAAUUCGUCGAUAAACCCACUCAUCUACACUGCAAGAAUCAGACAAUUUCGCGUAGCUAUCUUUCAGAUGUUAACAAGAAAAACGUUUGCUGAAGCUGAGGAAAUUGAAAACAAGAUGUUUGGAGCAAAUCGUGUGGGAGUUGCAUAAACUGAUACACUAGCGGAAAAAAAGAGAGAAGUAAGAAAACGAGAGAAAUAGAGAGAAUCAAUAUAAGUUUUCAAUAUUUCCAUGGAAACGAGAGAAACAAAACUGAAUCAAAUCUAGUGAUGAAAAGCCUUUGCCAGAGGUCUCUAUCCAAGGGCUUGGCCAGGAAAGCUCAAAGGAGGAGGGGAGGGUCACACUGUGUCAAAUAAAGGGUACUCACCAGAUCGCCAUGUCGACCUCCAUGCCGAGCUUAAAAAAAGUUUGAAAAGGGGAAGGGGGGGGGUCAGGGGCACAUCAGGACCCUCUCCCCCCUAACUACGUCCUUGCCAUCCAAUUGAGACCGGACACAUGUGGAUUUACUUGUAUGGAAAAUUAGGACUUCGGAAAGGUUGACUUAUCAUCGUCAGAAUUUUGAAGAAAAAUGCGAAGACUCUUUUGUGCUCCAAAUUUAUAAGUUGUUAGAGUUUCUGAAUAAAUUAUUUCUCGACUUUUUCCGAAAUUAAAUCCACUGCACUCAGCUCUUGUUUCUAGGAACAAAAGCCAACAUCAAGACAACUUCCCACUUAAUUAUCUACGUAGAUCAUCUUGGAUUGUCAGCUAACUUCCGAAUAUGCAUUUAUACAUACAAUUCAACGUUUUCGUCAAAGAAAAGAAAUUGAUAGGUCAGUAUCGCAAGUAAUGUCAAGUAUGGUAGGUAAAUAACAAAUGCUAUUGGCUUCGUUGUAGUCAUGCAACAAAAUUCUGGUUAAGUGAGAGACAAGGGGAGAAUCCUUCACCUCACAGUGUGCCAAUAAAGAAUCAACGUGCCAUAAACUUCAUCACAUUUUUAAGUUGUGGCUACGAAUUUGUUCUUAUAAAUGCCACAAAUAUCUCUUCUGGCGGAGAUCUUGAAAUCCCUUUUGCUUAUACACUUAUUAAGUAUAAGCAAACUUAGGCAGACUCUUCCAGGUCUUUCGAAGAAAGUAUUGAUACCUUAAAGACUCAUUCAAAAGAAGUUUAGAGCCCAACAUCCCAAUACUUCUCAUAUUACCAACCUUAUGUAUUAAGUGAUACAAUACAAGCUCUUUGAAAAAGUAGUUAAAUUGCAGUGAAGUGAAAAAAAGCUCAUUAAAUGAUGUGCAAGAAUAAAAUAUCGCUAAAUCGUUAAUAUCGACAUGAAAAACAUUUCAUUUGUUUUCUUUCUCCCAUACACCGUACGUAAGACAAAAAAAAAGAAGAUAUACUCGUUUGAGUUCCCUAAGCUGGUAUUUCGUUGUACGGAGAAUAAGGAACAAAACACAUUUUAUUUCUAAUCUUCACUUCGUUCUUGGAAUAAAAAAAAUCAAGAACAUAAACAAAUUUCUCACCAUUAGCCACUGAGGCUGUGUGAAUAACCAUGGAAUAAAAAAAAAAAAAAUGGCACAAUACUGAGGCUGUGUGAAUAACCAUGGGUGCCUCAAGUGUCUCAGCAUUUCCAAAGCUCCAGGCUGUGGGCUGAGUUAAUCGUUCGGUGUUCGGAAUUGCUUUUGAGGUUUCCAGUUUUCCACGCUUUUCCGUCCCUGAGCUCGACAACUCACACUUCAUCGAGCCUUAUUUUCAAAGGAGUUCCAGAAUCUGUAUUGUUCUAAAAAAAUUUUGGCUGAGCCGUCGUUUCUACGCCAAGACCUCGUGUGGAAAGUGCGCCAUCCUGAUAAAAACAUAGGCAUGCUAUGCAUGCAAGAGUUAUUUUUUGGGGGGUGGGUGGUUUACAUGAAACAUUGUAAAUGAUGUCCACAUUCUUAUAAAAGGAAAGAAGACUAUCAACGCGGAAAAGAACGAAAAUUUCGAAUUAACCCACUGUAGACUGCCGAGUGGGUACAAAACUCAGACUGAGAAUCUAAAGAGUUUUUUCGUCUGGUAUGUGAAAACAUGUCAUCGUACAACUCACCGAGUGUCACGCAAUCGCUUUGCCGCGAUCAGCUUUCACGAUUAUUUGCAUUAUUUUGGAAUAUUCCUGGUCCAUUUCUCGAUGAAAAUCGAUCGUAAUAUAAUUUCAAGCCUUCAUAUAGUCUUCUCACUUUGCGCGCGAGUUGGUUGGUGUGAUGUGUGUACAAAUUUUACAAACGUAAUAAAAGUAGAUGAAAAUGUAGAUGUAAACGAGAUGUCACUAUUGAAUAUAUAACAUGCGCAAAAUUUGAGAAGCAAUUAACAGCUUUCCACGUGGUCCGUAUUAUCAUCUUUUUAAGCGGUAUGUGUGUAUUUUGUUGACAAAAUUGCGGACCGAGACCAAAACUGUUCCUUCGACUUGAUACUUGACUCCAAAAGAUCACUUUUCCAGGCAUCGAAAACAUACACAAAAUCGUCCAUAGUUAAUUGUAAUCAGACAUUCAUCUAGAAAUAGCACCGAGCAAACCAAUCGAGAAAAAUAUAAUCGGCACGCUCAACAAAUCAUGAAUCUUGUAAAACAGCUUGGCGUUAAAGAACUGCUCAAAUCAAAAUGUUUGGUGCUACUCAUCCACACUUCAAGCAAUAUUUGAUUCAAAAUUUUUCCUCUCACUCUCGUCGUGAAGGAACAAUAACCAUAAUCGUACUGCAGAGCACAGAACUCCACUUUCUCUCGAACAACUAUCCACCAUUUUCACGGCAUGAGUAAUACGUUUACUAUAGGUAAUCUGAUAUCUUUCAUAUGUCCAGUAGUGUCGCAUUUCGCACGUUAAAAACACAGAAAAGCUAAUAUUUCUCAUUCUAAAAGACGAUUCCAUUUUGCGAACCGCUCUCUCCGAAUCCCCCAUUACUUCGUUGAAAUUUGAACACCGCUCAAACCAAAGAACAAAAACGACGCUCUGAUUGGUGCGAGAUACAUACCCUCAUGCAGCGAUCUGAUUGGUGCGCGAUUAAUUUUUCGUUUUUAUUAUUUGGGGAAUAACUUUAUCAUCUUUUUAACUUGGCAGGAACUCUUCAAAUGACAGUGUACGGUGAGGACGAAUUGUCCUCCUCUGGUCAUCUUGACACUGCUGUGUCGCAUGUUUGGAGCACGUCAAUUUCAUGUCCAAAGCCUUCCGGCCAGAAGUAUUCAGUGUUACUAACAGGAACUCCAAGCCUAAGUUACGCAGUGGAUAUUUCUGAAAACGUCUCGUCUAUAGAUAUCGGUCAAUCAAAGAGUUUUACGAUUUCAAGCACUCAACCAGCAGCAAUUCAGUUCAAACCAGCGCGGGUAUCUCAAAAAAACAAUUUGACAUAACUGUGGAAUCCAGUAGUAUAAAUAUCACAGCUUACUUAAAAGUUUCACAUACGUGCGAGGAUGUGGUGAAGAAUAUAAAUGCACUGGAUCAAAAAUCAUUGAGGCUGUCGUUGGCAGAAAAGGGCCGAAUCACCCUCUCUAAAGCAUCAUUACCGCCUCUAGAAGAUACCGGUCGCCCUUGGUUCAUAGGCAUUGCGAUAAAAAGCAAGUCCGAAACUAGAAUCAAAAACGUGACACUGGCUCUAGCAAGCUCGUUUGAUUAUGAUUACGCAACUCCGUUCUAUUUCUUAAUAUUUUUGUCGUUUUUGGGGGGUAUUGCAGUUGUUUUGCUUCAGGGAGCCAUAUAUACUGGCCGUGGAAGAUUAACAUAUUGACGAUUCAGCGAUAAACUUUUCGUCGCCCAUGGCAGCUUGUCACCGAAUGAAAGACAAUCUUAGGAGCUUGUUUUCAUCUUGCUGGAAAAAGAAAGAGGACGAACAAGCUGAUGAGCUACGGCCAUUGAUACGUGGAAAAAAGGAAAAAAAACCCUUAACUUGGAGGGAAUUGUUUAAAGCAAUGAAAAAUAGAGCUGUUUACCCACUGGUUCGCGCAAGGACCCAAAACAUUCUCUUACACCACCUGUAUUGUCGGUUUUGUCCUUUUGGUUGGUUCAUACCAGUAUGUCUUCGAAGACUGGCACGAGAUGAUACAUACGGGCGGCAGGGACAGGUGUUAUUACAAUGAAUUUUGUUAUAGAGUUGGUGGAUAUGACAUUCCCUUCAACCUGAUGAUAAGUGACCUGGUUUACAUGAUUCACGGCCUGAUCCUGGCCUGGUCGGUGUGGGUGAUGGAAGCCGAGUUAUCAGUUCGCUUGGUGCCACAAGCAAGCGCGUAGGAACCACCUGUCAACUGUGCGACUUCCGCCAGGCCAAGUCGAGUUACCGAAACACAUCUUGAAAUGCCCGAACAUCAAUGGUCACCUGGCAAAAAUGACUGUUCCUUAUUUUCAAACCAACAAUCUGGAAGAAGAGAUAAUGUUGCAUGCUGAAGCUCAUAGAAGGAUGUUCGCUUUUUCGAUAGGGUACCCCCUUAGCCUGUGGGCUGAUUUUUGAGGGGUGUUUUUUCAUGCUUUAUCACUUUUACCCCACCAAGUUGACUUUCCAGUUCGAUACAGCUUUCAUGUUUGUCAUUUCAGGCUUGAUUGUGUUGUCAUUGUAUAACGGAAUUAGCUUCAAAGAGUGCGUUGUCGGAAAAAGGUGCAAAAAGCCUGUACAAGCCAACAAUUUUUCUUCUUCUUUUUAGUUCCACUGUUUAUUUUCAAUUACUUUGGCUCCCUUCUCUAUAAACAUCCUGAUGAAAUGGGUUUGGCAAUGAAAAUCAUAUUCAGUAUUCUUUCUUGGGGGGGUAUACAAUUGUUUUACAACAUUCUGAGGAAUAGUGACCUCAAAAAAUGGGAUGAGAUUUUAAAGGCUGUGUUGUUCUUUUUGAUCCUAGUGAUUAUAAGUAUUGUUCUCCCGGUGUCUUAUGGAAUUCAGUUUGAUUUCCUUGACAUGUUCUUGUUCAGCUGUAUCUCAGCUUGUCCCCUUGCUAUCACGGGUAAAGUGUUGAUUCCGUUCUUUCGGACCACCCAUCGAUGUUGCACAUUUCAAACGUUAAUUUUCCGCUUUUUUCAAGUCUCCUAUAUUAUAGUCACGCUAGGGUGUAUGGGAACUGCGCUUUGGAUUUUUACUGCCAAGGCGACAACAGACAAGACGCUGACUGCUGAGAAAUCACGUGAUCUGAACAAGAACUGCGCAGUCGUGAAUUUCUUUGACUAAAUGAUUUAUGGCAUAUCUUGUCUUCAUUUUCCCUCCUGAUGGGAUCUUAUUUAGUGUUGUAUAUAAGUUAAUAAGUCCUUCAAAGACAAAAGCGAAUUAAAUGCCAUGAACUGCGAGGAGUUAACUGUGCAAAGAUUAAUUUAGCCCUGUGUGAAUGCUAUAUGGUUUGUUAGUAUUAGAAUACAUUAAUUGAAGUAAUUCAUAUAUAUUCAAAUUUCUCUUUUGGAAAUAGUUUGUUGGACAGGAGGCGAGUUUAUUAAAAAAAUCGCCCAUAUUUUAUGAGAGAAACAGUUUUGGCUCAGCUACUUUGUACCUAAGGAGAGGUGACAUUUUGUUUAAAGUUACAUAAGUUUUCAAGAGUAGUUUUAAAUUAUAUUGUAAACAUUUCAAAUUAAAUCGAUAGAUCUGCAAAGUAUGUUAUGGAUAUUUGUCAAGAAACGACCUUGACGAUAAUAGUGAAGGGUACGUAUGUUGUUAGCCGCAACAUAAAAUAGCCUUAUUAAAUAUUAAAUCCGCAGUGUGAUUAUGUUUGAUGAUGAUUUAUAUUUUGUAGAGAGAAAUAAAAAGAACUCCUUCAAUUUUGUGCAGAUUUAGAUUCCAGUAUUAUUCGUUGUUCUGCUCCGUAAUUCGUUUCCUUAAUUUUUUUCUUUAUAAAUGGCGGCUUAGUUGCUGUUGUUUUUUUCAUUGACAUAAGUUGGCCUUUCCAGCCCCGACAACAUGUCUGAAAGAAUGGCAUUUUCACCUAAAAGCGAGGCCAAGAAGGAUAUUUGCAUGGGCAUCGAAGAAUGAAAACAUUUCCGGCACAUUAAAAGAGGUCUAUUUACACGUAGUUAAAGAGACUUAUUGAACCUGGUGGCGUCCUCAGCCAUACCCCAGGGGUAUCACAAGACGCUCACAGAACAGGUAAAAUGAACCAUGAUAUCCGAAGUGAAAUACUUUCUAGAAACCUUUCCAGUUUUUUGAAGCUACGUACUCACUCCCAGCAUCUGAAAAUGGAUGUUCAUAACUGGAGCCCUAUAUAUAUUUUCAUGUUUUCCGAUAUCGACAAUUUGUUGUGACAUUAAAGCUUCAAUCCAGCUUAGUCACUUUUUGUCUUUUCAUUGCCUGUCCGUCAUACUGUGUAAUGAACUUGUGGUCAAAAAUUACUUAAUCAAUGGUCACUGCUUUUGGUCAAAGGUUUAAGAUCAUCUCUUUUGUAUCAUUCACAAGUCCGAUGAGCGAAGCUUACUUUUGGCGAGGGAUGUUGGUUAAUUUAUAGCCAAGUGGUUUCAUGCUACGUACGAAGCAGAACUUAGUGCUCAUAUUUUUUCUCAUUUACAUAUGUUCGCAAGCAAACCAGGCAUUAACGACAAAACAGCUUGCUUGAAGACUUGGUUUUCUUGCGGGAGGACACGCUCUUUUCAACAUUUGUUGGAAAGCUCCCGAUCUUUCUCAUUCUCCUAUCCAGAACCUUUCAUUUGCGAAGAAGUCUGUGCUAACUUUUCGCGGUCGGUGGUCAGUGCGUCGUGGUGGCUAAAGCAACCGACAGCCUAUGACUGGUUUACUUGCGGAACGACGCACCCCUUUAUUUUUCCUGACAAGCUGCCAAUCUUUCUCAGUCUCGUUUCUAGGACUUGUCCGUUGUUUUUGCAAUCACUUUGAGUAAAUGAGAACCUGAGGCAGUUAUGGACGAACGUUUAUUAAAACCUGUCAAUAUCCUCCUAUCCAGCAGUCUGCGCACUCGCGCAGUUUCCCGCGCUUUCCUAAACCAGUGCAAAGGCGCUUGAAAAGGAGGCAGAAGUUACGUAUACUUGCUAAUCUGUUGAUUAGUUCAUUCUCUCGUCUGUUACGUCAUCACGACGCGCGAAAAUUACAACCCGUCAUUACAACUUUGCGUUGGUUGGAGUUGGGCUCUUCAUGAGUCAUUCGUAGGAAAAUUCAAGGAAGUGAUGGAAGGAAUCAAAGAGAUGAAUUCUCUCAACGUGAGUACUAUUCAUUAUUCAUUUUUUUUGGUCUUGGGGUGGUUAAAAUGAGCUCCUAGCUAUAAUUCGCCAGGCAAAUUCGGAAUUUGUCGUGUGCCAGGCCUUUAGGCUCCUGCAUACAUAAAGUUGAGUUGUCUUUAAAUGAAAAGAAGAAGAAUUUGUGUCGAAAGAGGAAGCGAAGAGACAGAGCGUAGGAAAUCAAAGACCAGAUGUAAACGCAAGGAAAUUUGACGUCAAGAAUAAAUAACUGAAUAAGGGGAAAGGGUUAGCUAAAAGUAAUAUUAAAGCAGAAAUAAUAUAUAAUAUAUAAAAUCAACAUUUUGCACGGCGUUUAUAAUGUUACUUUUGCGAUCACUUAGCUUCUCAUUGAACAAAUUCUCUGCAUCACGCAAAUAUUUUCACUAUUGUUUUCCGUUGGACUCAUAUCCCCAAAACUCAAGUAAACAGUGACACCGUUUGAAAUGAACAUGGAGCAUGGAAAAAAAAACGGAGCUGGGGACCGAAAAAAACUCCAAAGGGCGGGUACCAAAGCAAGCGCAAGGAAAUCCUAUUCUUACUUAUUGACAACUACGGCCAACUAAUAAACAUUAGAGUCUGCUAGAUCAAGAUGCGCAGGUCUUACAUAAUCAAAAUACGUCUUUUAUACGAAUGAAGCAACAAUACAAGCAUGGCAACAACAACAACAGCCUUAGAGAUCGACGGAAUAGCAUCGCUCUGGGUGGACUAGUCCAAAAUGACACAUGGUAGGAAAAAAUUUGACCAGGUUUCGAUCUUUCAGCGUUUUGUAUAGUUAAAAACAAUGAGAAUUCGGAAAGAUUUUGUCGCGGCAAGUAAAUCUUUUCACGCGUGAAAUGAGAAUAAAAUGCGCGCGCUUCAUCAUUUCAUAAGCAGAGUUGUCAAAAAUCUGAGACUGUGGCAGGUGGAAAGGAUACCAGGUAAGUGCAAACAAGGGAUAGGAUCAAAACCGAAUAUUUUCAAGACAACAUAGUACUAUGGAAAACAUUGCAAGAUGGAAUUUCAGAACAAGAAAGUUUUUUCCUACUCGUGCAAUAGUACGGUAUUUUUGCGCGCGCUUACAGGUUGGAGAAAGACUUGUUUACUAGCGAGGUUUCGUUUUUCUGAAUUGCUAAUCUCAUUCGUCAUUCUUUUUGUUUGAAAUACCUUUUCCAAUUUUUGGGGAUGAUCGCUACCCUUUGCUUAAUGCUUGAAAGGAAGCUUCUCAAGAAAAGUGGCAGGGCACGGCGUGGACCUUGGUUACGAGUCAGAUCACUGUCUUUACAGGGGAGGGGCAAGGAAUAAAUUAAAGGCUAAAACAUGGCGAACUUUUCUAACGUAAGGCACAAUCAAUCGUCUGGCAGACGUUAAAGAACGAGAAUAUUAGAGAGUAUUGGAUAGAGUAUCUCUGUCCAAAAACGUGAAGGAAAAAUCUAAGUGAUCUAUAGAGAGGAAAGCAAUCUUCAGCUGCUCGUUCAUUUUCUUUAAACGUCUACUUCAGUGUGGCGGCCAUUUCUUUGUCGAAUUGCUUGACACUCAAUUUACAUGGUGAGGGUCUCAUUGUCACAGAAAUGUAAUAAUCUACCUUUUUGAAGAAGGAGCGCAUUUGGAUUAUUUACAUAUUGCAAUGACUCACUUUUGAGCUUAUUUUGCAACAUUUCCCAAUUGGGCGAAAUUGUUUACAUAAUCUGGAUGCUAGAACAGUGGAGAAAAAAUGAUGAUGAUGAUGAUGAUGAUGAUGAUGACGACGACUUUGAUCACAUGUCAAAUGACGUCUAA
Messenger RNA from Pocillopora meandrina, 9638 nucleotides. The record is from the annotation of a GenBank genome assembly. NCBI's taxonomy places the organism in Eukaryota, Metazoa, Cnidaria, Anthozoa, Scleractinia, Pocilloporidae.